CAGCACUCCGGUUUAAGCGAACAGAGACUAAUGCACUCAGGCAUCGUUGUCGCAGCCCUGUUGGGCAUGGUGCUCUGCUGCACUGCUGCGCCCAGUGACCCUACUGUUGUCCCAACCACCGCAUUUCCAACCACACCAACUGUAGCACCUUUAAAAACCUCUACAGGACAAAGUACCGUUGCAGCAACCGCCACCGCUGCUACCAUAAAAGCUGCACGAAAUGCAAAUGGAGUCGGAGGCUACUUUUGGCAUGAGUGGCGCUACUAUGAAGUUUCCUCCGUUCCAGCCCCUUGGUUUUUGGCAAACUACGAAUGCAAACGCAAAGGCAUGGCUUUAGUCAGCUUGGAAACCAGAGAGGAGGACGAUUACAUUCGCCAGCACCUCUUUUCCAACUUUCCUGGUGAACACUUUUGGACAUCUGGCAACGACGUGUACCAAGAGGGCAGUUACUAUUGGGACUCGACCGGCAAUGCGGUGGGACCUUACAGAAAUUGGGCUCCGAACCAACCAGUUGCAGGAACUACCCUCAACUGCAUCGCAUAUGACAGAAACCUUGAUAUUCGCUGGGUUACCUCAAACUGCAACAAUCCGCUCAGAUAUAUUUGUGAGCAGUACUACUAAUUACGUGCUCGUAGUUUAGCAAAACAUAUAUGACAUAGCGCAAGCUUUGCUAUUAUACAAGAAAAUAAAACAUUUUGCUAAGAAA
Messenger RNA from Cloeon dipterum, 706 nucleotides. RefSeq names its product C-type lectin 37Da-like. Gene Ontology annotation, molecular function: carbohydrate binding. The record is from RefSeq and is a predicted model, not a curated record. Gene Ontology annotation, biological process: biological process involved in interspecies interaction between organisms. The transcript is spliced from 4 exons. NCBI's taxonomy places the organism in Eukaryota, Metazoa, Arthropoda, Insecta, Ephemeroptera, Baetidae. Bases 31 to 621 code for a protein of 196 amino acids. Gene Ontology annotation, cellular component: external side of plasma membrane.